GUGACCGGCGGAGGCGCGGGGUGUCCGCGGCCGGGCAGGACCGCGCGCCGCCGUGGCCGCGUCUGCCCGUGCGCCCUGGGCGCCCGGCCCCGCCGGCCUGCGGCUGCGUCCGGCGCCGCCCGCCGAGCAUCCCCGGCCCCGCGCACCUUGCCCGACGCACCUGCGCGCGCGCCGGCCGCCGGCAGCCCGGCCCGUGCCCUGCGGACGCCCAGCUGCCCCCGCGGGCUCGGCCCCGGCCCUGCUUCCGCGUCUGCCCUGCGCCGCGGCCGGGCCCCGGCGCAGCGCUGCGGAGGGCACGGGCCGGCCGGAGCCCGGCGGGGGCCGGCGCGGCGAUGAUGAACAGGUUCCGAAAGUGGCUGUACAAACCCAAGAGGUCGGACCCGCAGCUGCUGGCUCAGUUCUACUACGCGGAUGAGGAGCUGAACCAGGUGGCCGCCGAGCUGGACAGCCUGGACGGGCGCAAGGACCCUCAGCGGUGCACGCUGCUUGUCAGCCAGUUCCGCGCCUGCCAGGACAGUGUGUUGAACAUCAUCAACCAGAUCAUGGACGAGUGCAUCCCCCAAGAGCGCGCCCCCCGGGACUUCUGUGUCAAGUUCCCCGAGGAGAUCCGGCACGACAACCUGGCUGGCCAGCUGUGGUUCGGUGCCGAGUGCUUGGCCGCUGGCUCCAUCAUCAUGAACCGUGAGCUGGAGAGCAUGGCCAUGCGGCCGCUGGCCAAGGAGCUGACCCGCAGUCUGGAGGAGGUGCGGAGUGCCCUCCGUGACCAGGCGCUGCGAGACCUCAACACCUACACGGAGAAGAUGCGGGAGGCACUGAGGCACUUCGACCUGCUGUUCGCAGAGUUUGAGCUGAGCUACGUCUCAGCUAUGGUGCCUGUGAAGUCCCCCAGGGAGUACUACGUGCAGCAGGAAGUAAUCGUGCUGUUCUGUGAGACGGUGGAGAGGGCCCUGGACCUCGGGUACCUGACCCAGGACAUGAUUGAUGACUAUGAACCGGGCCUCAUGUUCACCAUCCCGAGGCUGGCCAUCGUAUGCGGCCUUGUGGUCUACGCGGAGGGACCCCUGAACUUGGACCGCAAGGUGGAGGACAUGUCUGAGCUCUUCCGGCCCUUCCACACGCUGCUGCGGAAGAUAAGGGACCUGCUGCAGACGCUGACAGACGACGAGCUGCACACGCUGGAACGCAGCCUCUGUGUCUCCCAGGAUGCCGAGCUGCCCAUCAGGGCCGAGGCCUUUCCCGCGCCGCUUGCCCCCGAGGAGCCGCUCCCAGCCCAGGCCGAAGCCCCGGAGGCAGAGCUGGCCUGCUCCAUGCAGUACGACGAGAGGGAGCUGGAGCAGCUCAGCCGCAUGGUCCACCGGGCUGGGGAUGAGAUGUCAUCCCUGCUGUCGCCUGCUCACAGGCCAGGGGUCGAGGGCAGCCCCCGUGGGCAGGAGGCCUCCCCGGGGAGUGCGCGACCCCGGCUGGGCAGUGACGACGAAGAGCGAGUGUUCUUCAUGGAUGAUGUGGAGGGCACGGCCGAGGUUCCCUCAGGGCCCACGGCCCCACCCAGCGCGUUUACAGGGGCAGGUGACGCAGGGGCCCACCUGGAGAAGGCAGGGCCAAGCCCAGAAGCAGGGCCCACAGCUGAGGAGCUGGACGUGAGUAACAACAAUGUGGAGGCCAUCGAGGGGCUGGCGGCCGGCCUCUCAGGCUCCAGCUCCUGCAGCUGCCUGGACAGCCGGCCGUACCUGGACAGCUGGGAGGUGAGCGCCGACGCCGAGGCAGCUGAGCUGAUCGCCCACCGCACAGGGGGUAUGAGGCUCUCGGCCACUGUCAUCUUCAACCCCAAGUCGCUCGCCCCCUCAGGUGCCCCUGCAGACCGGGACAUCUCCUCCUCGGCUCCGGGGGCUGAGGGGACAGAGGCUGCUGCCCACGGACCCAGCAGCACGACCACCAAUGGCCUCCUUCACUCCUGCGUGUGCUGCGGGAGCUGUGGGGACAGUGGGGAGGACAGCGGGGAGAGGCUGCAAGGCAAGCACAGCUCUGAGGGCAUCACUGGCGCCUCCUACACUGUGGGCCCAGCCGAGGCCGGUGACAAGGGCCCCACGGGGCUGGACACCGCCCAGCCCAGCUCAGAGGCCCCGCUGUCAGCGGAAGACACCUCUGACAGGCAGGAGCCUGUGACCGCUACUUCCAAUAAGUGCCUGGUGCCCACCUUGGGUCCCCCAGGGAAUGCAGCUAACUCUCAAGGAGUGGGUGGAGCUGUGAAAGAGCUUGAGGCCAUGGCACAAGACGCUGGCAGGCCCCCAGAGGCCACGCGGCAGAGGCAGCCAGGAGAGAAGGCCGCCGAGGAGGCUUUGUGCCCGCCCGGCUCCAGUGGCUCCACAGCUGCCCGCUGCUCCUCUGACAAGAUGGGGCCAGGGACAGACCCCGCGACUGCCCGCGAGCGGAUCCGGUCCAGGUUCCACAGCAGCCACGACCUGGUUCACCGCCUGUUUGUCUGCAUUUCAGGUGUGGCCGACCAGCUGCAGACAAACUAUGCAAGUGACCUGAGAAGUAUCCUCAAAACGCUGUUUGAGGUCAUGGCCACGAAGCCUGAGGCCGAUGACAAGGAGAAGCUAAAGAAGGUCACCCAGACGCUGUGCAGUGCCAACCUGGAGGACUGUGCCCUGUGCCAGGAGACGCUGUCGUCCUCUGAAGUCGCAGCCAAGACCUGUGACGGGGACUUUGAAGAUCCCCCCGAAUGGGUGCCAGAUGAGGCUUGUGGGCUCUGCACUGCUUGUAAAGCCCCCUUCACCGUCAUUCGCCGCAGACACCACUGCCGCAGCUGCGGGAAGAUUUUCUGCUCCCGCUGCUCGUCCCACUCAGCGCCGUUGCCCCGCUACGGGCAGGUGAAGCCUGUGCGUGUGUGCACACACUGCUACAUGUUCCACGUCACGCCCUUCUACAGCGACAGGGCAGCGGUCUGACGGCUGCUACGCGGGCUAUACCCACCCUACCCGUGCCACCCCAGGCCCUGCCAGGGCCUCACUGCUGCAUCUCCGCUAGCCCCUGCCACUGCCGCCAUGGAACCAGC
This is a messenger RNA of Ochotona princeps (American pika), 3055 nucleotides long. It is a transcript of the gene ZFYVE28, whose product is annotated as zinc finger FYVE-type containing 28. Gene Ontology annotation, cellular component: early endosome membrane. The coding region runs from base 333 to 2948 and encodes 871 amino acids. The transcript has 13 exons. Lineage: Eukaryota; Metazoa; Chordata; Mammalia; Lagomorpha; Ochotonidae. Gene Ontology annotation, biological process: negative regulation of epidermal growth factor-activated receptor activity. Gene Ontology annotation, molecular function: metal ion binding. The record is from RefSeq and is a predicted model, not a curated record.